AAGUAUCCAGUUUCCAAUUGCGUAUCACUAUUAUGCUAGCAUACCUAUAUAUUACUUUGUCAUGAUUCGUGGAUCGAGCUCCCAACGCUUAACGUUUCAAUAAUCAGUUUUGACAUAUGUUUGAUAACGGGAACGGUUCUUUAUUUGGGUUUUAAUCUUCUAAGUUCCUAGUCAAUGCUAAUUCUAAAUAUUAAUUAUUAUUACAUUUUUACUUUAUCGAUUGUUUUGAGUUUGACUUCUUUCUCCCAAAAAAUACAAUUAUUAAUUGUAUUUUAUAUACGCCAAGUUAAAUAUAUACUUCGAGUUUUAGAUAUCGUUGUAUGCAUGUCGUAUGAGUAAAACUAAAAACAAUUUUAAUUAAUAUCGAAUCUUUCUAAUAACUAUGGAGUGCAGUUUAGCUUCAUCAUAUACUAAUGGCAACAGCAAACCAUCAAGUCAGAUACAGGAAAAUAGAAGUCCAACAAAAUCAGGUCUACAUGUAAACUUUACUGAAAAAGUUGAAGUAAAGGAAAAGCGAGAAAAAUUUUUGACAGCAAAGUACGGUGCCCACCAAAUGAGCUUGAUUAGGAAACGAUUAAACGUUGAAAUGUGGCUGUUAGAAGAGCUUCAAAAUCUUUAUGAUAUGCCAAAAAGAGAUCCAGCAGUUGAAGGGAUCGAAUGUGAAGUUGAAGUUGAUAUUGAUGAUUUAUUAGAUAUGGAAGAUGAUUGUCAACGAACAAAAUUCCUUGAAGAGUUAUUAUCAGCAGCAAAGUCAAAGGAUAAUAUCAAAAUCUUCAUUAACAACUUGUUGGAGAAAAUCAAGACUUUAUAAAUGAUUUUAGACGGAAUUCAAAUAAUUAAUCCGUCCACUCCUAGCUUAUAACUGCCAAGCAAGAUUUGUCGCAACUACCAUUAAAACUGCAUAGCAUACAUUUUAAAAAAUAAUCUUAUUAGUCAUAAGUUAGUUUAAGUAUUCAAAUUUUUCCUAUUUAAAUAUUUUAUGUAAGAUAUAUAUAACUGUAGUUUAUACACUUGGAUUUUAGGAUUUACUCUUAAAUUAAUUAUUGUUUAACAAAUAUUUUGUAAUUUGUAAUUAUAGGAUUAAUUUGUUUUUAAUACGUUUAAUUUUUAAAGUACCACAUAAUGAUUCUGCUUCAUAAUUUAGUAUUUAUUAUCUUGAUAAAUUAUUACUAUAGUCACAACGUACCACAUUAUCAGUUUAAAGGCUGACUCUUUUAAGAAGUUUUUUAAUUAAAUUUCUUACCAAUAAAUAAAAUGUACUAUAGAAUAGAAAAACAAAUGUAUACCAAUUAGGAGUACUAUUUUGCCAACAUAAAGCCUGCAUGUUUAAUUUUCAGUAAAAUAAAAUAUUUAUUCACAUAACAACAACAAGUGUUGCCUAUCUAUAUAAUAUAUAACUUAAUUUAUGAUGUCUCUAUUUACUAAAAAUGAAUUAGCUUACGUAUUAGAAAUAAAUAUUAUAUGUAUAGUUUAUAUGAAUCACAAGUACAAACGCUAAUACUAAUAUAUAUACUCUGGAAACUUUAAGAAGUUACCUGCGCGUCGGACCAAAACUCAUCAGCUGCCACCUAGGUCGUAUUUGUAUGUACAGUAGGCAUUGCCAAACUAUGACAAUGUUGCAAGGUGGAAACCAGUCGUCGCAGACUCAAUGAGGCACCUUCUUAAAGUGUCCGGAGUAUAUAUAUAUAUGCAAGGUGAUCAACUUAUCAUGAACCACUCAAUAUCUCAUAGGGUUUAAUAAGAAAUUACAAUAGAAAGUAAAUACAAAA
Messenger RNA from Adelges cooleyi (spruce gall adelgid), 1769 nucleotides. Its product is annotated as protein phosphatase 1 regulatory subunit 14B. Gene Ontology annotation, molecular function: protein serine/threonine phosphatase inhibitor activity. Gene Ontology annotation, cellular component: cytoplasm. The record is from RefSeq and is a predicted model, not a curated record. NCBI's taxonomy places the organism in Eukaryota, Metazoa, Arthropoda, Insecta, Hemiptera, Adelgidae. Gene Ontology annotation, biological process: regulation of phosphorylation. The transcript is spliced from 5 exons. The coding region runs from base 383 to 811 and encodes 142 amino acids.